Odocoileus virginianus texanus is the source of this 774-nucleotide messenger RNA. Lineage: Eukaryota; Metazoa; Chordata; Mammalia; Artiodactyla; Cervidae. The record is from RefSeq and is a predicted model, not a curated record.
AAACCAGAAACUGAAACAGGGUCAGGAUUCCCGGCUUAAAGUCAGAGAUGAGUCACUGCUAAGAGCAACUGCAGUAGCUGAGAAAGGGGCAUCAGAGAGGCAGGCAGCACAUCUGGGCGUCCCAGGGGAACAUGGCAAGGAGCGCAGACGUGGUGGCCAUGGACUGCGAGAUGGUGGGGCUGGGGCCCUUCCGGGAGAGUGGCUUGGCUCGCUGCAGCCUUGUGGACUACCACGGCUCCGUGCUCUACGACAAGUUCAUCCGGCCCGAGGGUGACAUCACUGACUACAGGACCCCGGUCAGCGGAAUUACAGCUCGGAACAUGGAGGGGGCCACUCCGUUUGCCGUGGCCAGGCUGGAGAUCCUGCAGGUGCUGAAGGGCAAGCUGAUGGUGGGCCACGACCUGAAGCACGACUUCAAGGCGCUGAAGGAGAACAUGAGCAACUACGCCAUCUACGACACGGCCGCCGACCGGCUGCUGUGGCGCGAGGCGGGCCUGCAGUAUUGCCGGCGGGUCUCCCUGCGCGUGCUGAGCCAGCGCCUCCUCGGGCGGCGCAUCCAGGACAGCGUGCUGGGACACAACUCGGUGGAAGACGCCAGGGCAGCCAUGGAGCUCUACCGCAUCUCCAGGAGAAUUCGAGAUCAGUGAGGGUUGCACGCCUGGUGGAGUCCAGCCCCUCCCCAAGGACUAGAGGCCUUUUGUCUCUUCAGAACAAAAACUCUUUUGCUUUUGUAAAAUGCAUUUUUAGCAAUAAAAUAGCUCUCUAUUUUCUCUA